This is a messenger RNA of Capsaspora owczarzaki ATCC 30864, 1119 nucleotides long. RefSeq lists its product as hypothetical. NCBI's taxonomy places the organism in Eukaryota, Filasterea, Ministeriida, Capsasporidae. Gene Ontology annotation, molecular function: protein binding; RNA binding. Bases 22 to 987 code for a protein of 321 amino acids. The record is from RefSeq and is a predicted model, not a curated record. The transcript is spliced from 7 exons. Gene Ontology annotation, biological process: spliceosomal snRNP assembly. Gene Ontology annotation, cellular component: SMN complex.
UUCCAUUCACUCUCGCGUUCGAUGGCAACUCGACAAACUCCGUUGACUUGCAACGGACACACGCGACCGGUGGUUGAUCUGGCGUUCAGCCCAGUCACCUCGGACGGCUACUUCCUCAUCAGCGCCUGCAAAGAUGGCAAGCCGAUGCUCAGAGUCGGUCAGACUGGCGAUUGGAUUGGCACGUUUGACGGGCACAAGGGCGCCGUUUGGGCAGCUCGCCUCAACCAUACAGCAACACGGGCAGCCACUGGAUCAGCCGAUUUCACUGCAAAAAUCUGGGAUGCCAUUGCUGGAACUGAAAUGUAUUCGUUUGCCCACAAGCACAUUGUUCGAACGGUCGAGUUCUCCAAGGACGCAUCAAAACUCGCAACAGGCAGUGCAGAAAAGAAAAUCCGAUUGUUUGACUUGCAGCGGCCUGAAGCGGAGCCAGUGAUUUUCGAUGGCUUGACCGCUACCGCGCGUGUGGCCAUGUUUGUGAACAAUGAUUCAAUGCUUUUAACCGCUGCGGAAGACAGCUGCAUUCGGCUAUGGGAUUUGCGUACUCGGCAAGAAGAAAGGGUCAUUCCCCUUGAUGCGUCUGCCACCAGCGUGGAGGUCUCUGCGGACGGCCAAAUCAUGACCGUCGCACAUGGACACAGCAUCAGCUUCUUCAACAUGCAGACAUUUGAGAAAAUCAAGUCCAUCACGCACACUUCGCCAUUGUACUCUGCCUCUCUUCACGGCAGCAAAACCAAGUUUGUUGCGGGCGGCAAUGAUUUCUACCUACACGUUUAUGACUACGAGACUCUCCGCGAAAUUGAAACACACAAGGGUCACCAUGGACCAGUGCACUGCGUGCGAUUCUCGCCUGACGGCGAGCUUUACGCGUCUGGAUCAGAGGAUGGCACCGUGCGGCUAUGGCAGACCGAUGUAGGGAAGGAGUAUGGCCUGUGGAAGUUUACUACCUCCUCAGGAUCCUCUUCCUCAACAGCUCCAGUCGAUGCAUGAUGUCAGCAAUGUGCCGCAUUUGUCUUGAAUCUUGUUUUCGUGGUCUUCAUUUUUCAUUCCCCCCCCCCAAUUCACGCAAUCUAGUCCACUUUUGCAUUCAUCAUUCUCGGUACGUUAUUUCCAGCUUAUGCA